UCUCAAAACAAUCCUUAACCCAGUUAAGAACAUUUCACUCUGAAUCAAAGAGAUGGCCACGAAUAUUGUUAAAAUAAUAUCCAAAGAAAUCAUCAAGCCUUCUUCAUCCCCAACACCAACUCGACUCAGAACCUAUAAACUCUGUCUUCUAGAUCAGUUAUCCCCUCCUAUGUACGCACCCUUACUCCUCUUCUAUGCACCAACUAGUAAUGCCAAACAAUCCAACAUAGCUCACUUAAAAUCCUCCCUUUCGGAAACAUUAACUCAUUACUUUCCGUUCGCCGGACGCUUCAAAGACGCGUUAUCCGUCGACUGCAAUGAUCAUGGAGUUAUUUACACUGAAGCCGUCGUUGAUACAGACAUGUCUUCGGUGCUUAAUCAGCACGACGCUGGUUUUCUUGUUCAGCUACUUCCGUGUAACCCGCAUGAUAGAUCAGACAAUUUAGUUGAUCAAGAGAUGUUACUAGUUAGAGUAAAUUUCUUCUCAUGCGGAGGAAUUGCGAUUGGAGUUUGCGUUCGGCAUGCUCUCGCUGAUGCUUCAGCUCUUGCUUCAUUCGUUACGAGCUGGGCAACGAUUAAUCGCGGUGGUGGCACCGAGCAUGAAAAUGAUGACAUGGCGGGUGUCGUUUUUGACUGCACUUCUCUUUUUCCUCCUCAAGACUUAUCGUCCUUUUUCAUGGGCAAUUACAUGGAUAAAGAUUUAUUGUUAUCUACAAUCGUUACUAGAAAAUUUGUUUUCGAUAGCUCGAAAUUAUCUUCUCUAAAGGAAAAAAUCGGGGACCAUCCAACUCGUGUAGAGGCAUUAUUUGCACUCAUUUGGGGAGCUGUAAUAGCCGUCACCCAAGAAAAAGACCGAUCAUCAAGCACGAAACCUCAUCUUGCUACAAGUACGGUAAAUUUACGCAAGAGAUUGAACCCGUCAUUGCCGAACAAGUGUAUAGGGAACAUCAAUCAACCGAUAUUGGCGCAAUGGCCGAGGAACACGGAAGUAGAGUACAAGGGUUUAGCAGGAAAUUUAAGGCAGUCGAUAAGGAGCAUAAACGAUGAACAUGUGAGGAAUGUGCAUGAAGAUGGUGAAUACUUGAAAUUCAUAAAAUCAGCAGCAGAGAUGAAGAUGGUGACAGAUGUUUUUAGCUUUAGCAGUUGGUGCAAAUUUCCGUUCUAUGAAGCUGAUUUUGGAUGGGGAAAACCUGCUUGGAUUAGCACUCAUAUGGGGCUUAACAAUUUGGCAGUUUUUAUUGAUGCAAAGGAUGGUGAAGGAAUUGAAGCAUGGGUUUCUUUGACUACGGAAGACAUGCUCAAGUUUCAACAAAAUCACGGUAUCCUCCAAUAUGCUUCCUUCCAACCCUACAAAAUAUAAUUACAUCAACUUCAAUGCGCAGGUGAGUUGGUAAAGCACGCGGAUUAAAUUUGGGCCAGAGUUUUACUUCCCGCAAGGAAUCUAUCCAGCUCGAGUGAGAAUUAGUCUAAAUAUACAAGAUUUAAAGGUGUGAUUUUAUAGUUGGAAUCCGUUCAAGACACCUCAUAAUCAAACUAAAAAAAAAAAUAUAAUUGCAUGAGUUUCUACAUCUAUUUUAAUAUUUUGUCCUUGCAUUUUAAAUUGGAAAAAAAUUACUAUCGUGUUGUGAGUAAUUUCUUAAUAAUAAAAUACAAAUGUAUUCUUAAUUCCUUAUAUUAUUGAAUAGUUUUAAUAA
Mercurialis annua (annual mercury) is the source of this 1694-nucleotide messenger RNA. RefSeq names its product stemmadenine O-acetyltransferase-like. The record is from RefSeq and is a predicted model, not a curated record. The coding region runs from base 53 to 1360 and encodes 435 amino acids. The transcript has a single exon. NCBI's taxonomy places the organism in Eukaryota, Viridiplantae, Streptophyta, Magnoliopsida, Malpighiales, Euphorbiaceae.